AUGUCUUUCAGAAACAAGUUAAAUUUUUAUAAUAUGCUCGAUCGAUUAAUUCCUUCUGAUAUAUUGAAUCAGGACUAUGAUAAAGAUUAUGUGGCUCGACGUAAUUUAUUGCAAGCGCGUUCUGUUAUUAUUGUCACAGUAUCAGUAUGCAUCGCUCUUCUUUUACAACUCCUAGUGGACCUCUGUCUGAUAUUACUUAAUGGAUCAAUAAAUCAUUCUGAAUUUCCGUGGCCAAUUACCUUAUUCGGUACUACUUUUUAUGUUGGAUUCCAAACUUUAAGUCAUGCAAACUUUUUUGCUGUUCCUCCUUUCGGAUCCAUUGGAAAAGAGACACCAAUAUCAUUGUCAGCUACUGGAUGGGUUGCUUAUGAGCAAGAAUUCCAAUAUAAUCAAGAACGCAUGCAAAAAUCCCUGGAUGAGGCGAAAUCUGCGGAAAUCGCAAAGUCCAUGUUUAUUUCCAAUGUCAGUCACGGUAUACUUGCGACCGUCGAAAUUUUGUCAAAUACAAAAUUAAAUGAAUCUCAACGCGCACUACUAAAAGCCAUAGAAAGUUGUGGAACGAAUUUAAUCUCGGUAGUUAAUCAAGUAUUGACAUAUGCAAAAAUUGAACAUGGAAAAAUGGAACUAGAAAACAAAGUAUUCGAUAUUUAUGCAGUGAUGCAAGAAAUAGGGGAUGCGUUAGCACCAAUUUCUGAGCGAAAAAAGCUAAACUUCGAUAUAUGUAUAAAAAUGAACCCGAUGCAUAGAUUCCUUGCUGGGGAUGUUGGAGUUUUAAGGCAAAUCAUAUUGAAUAUUAAGUUCACUGAUGAAGGAGAUGUCGAACUAAUUACUGUCGAAUUAACUGAUGAAGUUGAGUCUAAGCAAGAGAAUAAACAAAAGAUUUCACUGCCAUCCGAAAGUGGGGUUAUCAAUAGUGAUGAACAUAGUUCAGAAUCACAAAAAGUUAAGUUUCGAAUAGAAGUAACUGAUACUGGACCCGGAAUUGAUCCUGAUUUUAUGAGUCAUAUGUGUCGACCAUUUUCUCAGGAAGACUCAUCUUUGCGUAGAAAAUUUGAGGGAACAGGACUAGGUCUUAGUAUCGUUAAAGAAGUUGAAUCAAAUGUUGGAAAAGGAAGUAAAUUCUCUUUCGUUCUAGAACUUCCCUUAUCUCAAAGAUUGGAUUCCCUUGUUCCAUCUCAAUACCCGUUUGAUCAUCAAUAUUUAUUAUUGGCCUACGAAAAACAAACUCAAUUAAUAUCAUAUUCAAAGUCUUUAUUCUUUGUUGUACUGGAAUCAGAAAAUACUGAAUUCCUGCGACGAAUAACAUAUUAUUUGGAUCAAUGGGAAUUUAAAUAUCGAUUAAUAAAAAAGGAAGAAUUGAAGGUUGAGUUUGAGAAAGAGCAUGUGGACAUUGUGAUUUUAAAUGAUAGUCUUAGUGAUCUGGAGUGGUUUUUGGACGAGUUUGUACAAUUUUAUAAACCUGUAAAAUGUAUUAAGGAAGGAGGCGAGGAAAGUAUAGUGCGAGAGCAUAAGGAUGAGAAGAAACAACGAAUAGUGUUCUUUUCAAAGAUUGAAGAUUAUCAAAAUGCGGAGAAUACAUUACAAAAGUAUAAAGUCCGAUUUGCUGUUGUUAUAUCGAAGCCAGCUGGUCCAGUAAAAAUUUUAACGGCCAUAAUAAAAGUGGUAGAAUCUUUACUUUCUCCCACAUCCGAACCUGUAUGCGUGAUAAAAGAAGAGCCUGCUAUAUAUAAUUACGUUCAGACCCAAGAAAUAUGUCUAGGAAGUGAUCUAUUAUGUUCACCAAGCAUGUACGGAUCAACGGCUGAUAUGACGGAAGGGUUUCCGAUCGGUGUUGGCGAAAAAGCUAUAGUGAGUUCGGGUUCUGAUACUACGAGCACGGAACGUACUGAAGUAAAAUCGAUUGAAGAACAACCUUCCGAAGUUGAGAGAUCUGAUGAAAAGAAGGAGAAAGAAACGGAAGAGAAAAAGUCACUGAAGGAUAUAUCUUUCCUUAUCGUUGAGGAUAACAAGAUUAACGCAAUGAUUUUAAAAACAAUGUUAAGACAAGCUGGAUUUAAUAAUUAUGAUGUAGCUGCUAAUGGGCUUCAAGCGGUCCAAAAAUUUUCUAAAACAUUAUAUGAUAUAAUAUUUAUGGAUUUACAAAUGCCAAUUUGUGAUGGGAUUGAAGCAACGAAAGAAGUAGAAAACGGUGAAGAAUCAUAUUUGAUAUCCGAAACACUAAAAAGUUCUGAUCCAACAAGUCAUUAUGGGAAACGCCGAAAAAAAGCGAUUAUUAUAGCGAUGACUGGACUUGCCUCUGAAGAAGAUAGUGAAGCCGCGGAAGCAGCGGGAUGUAAUGAAUUUUUAACAAAACCUGUGUCAAUAAAAACUCUAAAUUCGCGUAUGGAAUGUUGGACGCGUGAAAUAUUGGAGUCUGAUACCGGUGAAAACAUCAUAGAAGAGACAAAACCACAAGAAGAAAAGGAAAAGCGACCUUCACAAAUAAUUGAGGAAACAGUCGAACAACCACAAAUAGAGUUAGAAAUGAAAUCAGACACACCAUUGGUACCAUUAAGGCCGAUAUAG
Messenger RNA from Cetraspora pellucida, 2565 nucleotides. The record is from the annotation of a GenBank genome assembly. Lineage: Eukaryota; Fungi; Glomeromycota; Glomeromycetes; Diversisporales; Gigasporaceae.